UUUGGAGAAUCCAUUAUAAAAACGCGCGGUAUUUUUACCAUAUUUUUACAGUUUCUACUAAACCGGCUAAACAGCGGCUUAUCAGCCUGUAUGCGUGGUAUUAUUAGAACGUUUUUUGGAAUUCUCCCUAAAGUGCCGCAGGUGUCGGUCAUUUAGUAGUGCUUAUUUAUGCACCUGCUGUUUGGGAUCCUUUUUUCCGGAAAGAAAAAAUGGACAUGGAAACGCAUCCAGAUUUUGUUGAUGAACUUGACGCUUUAAUAAGCAGCACUGGGGGAUUCCGCGACAUCGUGCGCGAGCUGGGUGAUACUAGCGUAAUCUUAAAAAGUGACGCCAAGGAACUCGAUUACGUUCAUGCAAAUGACCUACUUGUCAUGCAAGCCGCUCUGCUCUCUUGUACAAAUCGACAUGAUGACGUGAGCCUUACAGAAGACAGCUUUUCUAACCUUGGUUAUGCACAAAUUGUCAUACAUUGUGCUGAAUCUGUAGAUGAAGAAUCUGGCCAGAAUUGCCUUCUCAGUAGCCAGGGAAGGAAGGCAGCACUGACUCUGGUUGCACACAUUAGUGCUGCAUAUGCAUCAAAAGGAAUUGCAAUCAACUUUGCCAAAGUUCUUGCAAGUUGCACUGUCGCCCCUUUGGAACUGCUGUGUCGUCUACAUGCUGGUGGUGUCAUGUGUAUCAAAGACUACAUUUCACUUAAUGUCCAGAAUCCUCAAGUAAUUGCUGAUUUGAGCAGAAGCCUGUUUGGCCUUUGUCAACUUCUUGAUCAGAGUGAACCAUCUGCAUUCACAUUCUCAGUCUUUAUGUGUGAACUAGUUUCCAGUGCUUAUUCAGCAUCAGACCACAAUGAUGCAAGUGCAUCUGUGAGAAAGGUUUGCCAGACCAUCUUGGGAACUCUCCUGCAGCGACUUCUCAAGGCUAAUGAAGAAGGGCAACCCAUAACCUGUGGGGAUCUCCUGGGACCUUUGUUGCAGAGUCCACUUGUACAACAGACUGCUGUCCUCUCUUAUGCCCAAGAGCUGUUGUCUUGUAUCUUGGCAUACAAUCCAGUAUACAAAGUUACUCAAGCGAUGUCAAGCCACCAUAACUGGACUUACAAGAAAUGUUCCCUGUGGCUUCUUGGAAUAUUCCAGAAGAGUAUGCAGGUCCUCAAUGUAGAACAGGUGACCACUCAGCUGUGCAAGGCUCUUAAUAGCAAAGAGGUGAACUGGUAUAUGUUGCUCACUGCCCUCUCCGUGUAUGUCACCACAUACCAAGAUUGCAAACUUCUUAUUGGUCUUAUUGAAACACUGCUGAAAGGCGCUUUUGAAUGCCUGGACGCUGAAAACUUAGUCAGCGCCUUUCUUUUGGCUAGACAUGCAUCCCAAGAAGCUCCUCAGAUUUUCCCUCCAUAUUCAUCCUGGUUUGAGAAAUACUUUGGGUUUUCUGAUACAACAUAUGCAAGCAGCUCAAGAACAUUUGCAUUCUUAGUGAAAUUUUUAAGUGAAAUGGUUCCAUUUGAACAACCUAAAUACUUAAAGGCACACCUCCAGAAGCCUGCUCAUGCAUCACCAAAGUGCCGUGUGAUUUAUCAUGACUAUGUGGCAUUGGCUAAGACGCGCCUGCAGGACUUUGAGAUAGCUGAUGAAAGAAAUGCCUUCUCUGAAGAUGCGGAGCAAUUGGCCCAGGCUCAUGGCUUUGUUCGGAAAUCUAUAGAAGAUUUUGCAGCAAAAGGAAAAAUACCAAGGGCUGUCAUAGAGGCCAGCAUCUUCAAGAAGCCAUAUUUUACAGGGCAGUUUCUUCCAGUCCUCCUGAAUCCUAAGAAUUUUCCAGAGCAUCGUGGAGUUGUAUGCAGCAUGGUCCAAGGACUGCUCCAGCAUGGAAAAAUUUCUCAAGAGCGAUAUGAUAGGUUUGUUGAUGACUGCAACAGGAAAGAAACUGAUGAUACAUGUGAUGCAGAAAUGAACAGGCCAGUUCCUUUGCCCGAGCAUUUGCUUGCUCAGCUCAGAUCUGGAUCACUGCCAAAUAAAGACUGUGAAGUCGUCGUCUUGAGAAUUAUUGAGGAAGUUAAAAAAAAUGAGCUAGAAGUUCUGGAAAAUGCCUUGAAUCUUGAACAAGAACUUCCUUACUCAAAGGAAAUGUUUGAGCUUCUUCACUUUGCUGAAGAAGCUUGUUGCCAUCAGCCUCCACACCCCUGGAUUAAGUGCCUCCUCCUGGCGCUGGGAAGUUCACUGAGCACAGUCCACCUGUUGGCUGCAUUUUUAUGGAGGCAGGUUACAACCAUCCAGGUCAAGGAUAGACAAGGAGCCGAAAUUUUGAGCCAGUUCCUACUCUCCGUACCAGUGAUGUGGGAAGACAAGCCUCUCAAAAUUUCUGUUUCUGGCGCAACAUACAUGUCUGUGCAGGAGGCUGUGUUCUUGUGGCUCCCACUUUCCACACUGCAAGAAAGGAGGCAGUUUCUACAGUUGUCGGCGAUGUAUCUUAUAGCAGCAGCUAGGCAAGCACCAUGUACUACAGUUCCACCAUAUGUGCCUGAGGUGUUGUUAAAGAAGUUUGAGUUCGUUAUGCAGAGGAAUGAGUGUACACUUGGUGAGAUUGACUCUGAUGCUUGGAAGCAAUGCUCUGAGUCACCUGUAAAGGACUGGCUUCAGCCUGGCAAGCUGUCUCUUCAGGAGUGGGUGAACUAUGAGUCUGAGAUAAGUGAUGGUGUCAAUGCUACUAUUACACCUGUUAUGAGACAAGAUUUACUUCGAUUUAUUGCUGAUGUUGACAGUGUAAGGUGUCUGUGCGCAACAUUACUGCGAGUUCUGGUUUGUCGUGGACCGAGACUGCCCAACCAUGCCCAGCUUCAUAUCCUAUUGCAGAGUCUUCUGUUGAAUUCAUCCAGCAGUUUCUCAGGCAAAGCUGUACCAUUUGCAACUGAAGCACUGACACAAAUAGAAACUGAAGUUGCUGGCUGUCCACUGGAUGUGGUAGAGAGGGCAAUAAAUUUUUUUAGGAUUUAUUGUCACCUCCCUCCGUACUGCCUACUGGUGAACAGAACAGAUGAUUGCCCAACAAGUGAAUCUGUUAAGCUUUUUAUAACAGUGAUAAACAAUAACCUGCUACAUAUUCUUUGCAGUCAGCAGGACAUGCCUAUGUUGACUCUGCACUUGUUCAAGGGUUUACUUCAAAGCAACUUGUCUAGAGCUGAUGCAUCUACCAUUUUGGAACAAUGCCCUGUACUUGUGCUCUGUCUUAUACGUCACUGGAAUACCAUAUGUCCGGUACUUGCCCUUGAGCCUGUGAAGUGUGAGGAACUUGGCAACCUACUGACUACUGUUGAGAAGCUGUUUGCUAUGGUUGCAGAGUUUCUAGCUGGUUCUGAAGAACCUGGAAAGAAGCUUUCAAAGAUUAGCAAGACCUGGCUCCCAGCAUUUGUGCUAGCCUGUUCCAUCAGCUCAGACCAAGUGAUGCCAUUGCAUUAUAAAUCUCUGAAGCCUAUGGUACAGACCAUGGUGUUACAGUUUCUUCUCAUGUUUUGUCAAAAGAACGACAGUAAGCCCAAAGAUGGCUUGAAAAUUCUUUUGUCAAGAUUCCUGCAAGAGAACCCAAGCCUAUGCACUUCCUUAGAGCCUGCUAGCUUUGACAGUGCCUUGAUGAACACACUGAUGUCUGCCCUGGACUUCUUUAUGCUCCUGGUUUACUGCUUCAAUUUUAUAGUUAACUGUGUGGAGCAGCAGAAAGUGAAAAAGAGCUGUUGCAUCAACACUGCUAUUUUGCUCAUGGUACAUAUUGAUGCAAUCGACGGGGACAUAUUGAGUGAUGACAGGGCUCCCGCAGAACUUCAGGCCGAAGGAGUGUGCACACCAAUUUCAACAUCUGCUAAAUUGUAUUCAUUGAUAAGAAAUGCACCACCAGCACUCCUCAAGUCAUUGCCAAAAGCCACCCUGGCCAUGUGCCCAACAGUAUUUCGUCAAUGCAUCGAGCAUCUGUAACCGUGCCAACACACCUCUGACUAUGUGGAUGAAAAGGGCAUUAGUUAAAGGUCAUCAAGGUCAAACGAUUGCACAACCUGCCAAGAAUGACAUUCUAGAGUGAGCAGAAUGGACGUCUUCCCACCUUUAGACUUAUGGACAAUAAUAUAUUGCUGAUACUAAUAAUGUUUUUAUGCAGCGAAUAAGACUUUGUUUUUCACAGUUUGUAAAUAGUGGCGAUACAUACUCCAUGGUAUUUUCAAAUGAUUUGGAAUAAAUACAUGCUACACUAAGGGAAUUCAGCUAGUCUUUAAUGUACUCAAUAAUCGUUCAUCACAUGUUUAAUCUGCGCUGUAUUCUUUACACAUUUUAAUAAAUGUAUGCGCCCUCUCA
Molecule: messenger RNA, 4325 nt
Organism: Dermacentor albipictus
Lineage: Eukaryota; Metazoa; Arthropoda; Arachnida; Ixodida; Ixodidae
Product: Fanconi anemia group A protein homolog
Biological process (GO): interstrand cross-link repair
Cellular component (GO): Fanconi anaemia nuclear complex
Source: RefSeq, a predicted model, not a curated record